Molecule: messenger RNA, 1647 nt
Organism: Colletotrichum scovillei
Lineage: Eukaryota; Fungi; Ascomycota; Sordariomycetes; Glomerellales; Glomerellaceae
Product: fumonisin esterase
Exons: 1
Coding region: 1-1647 (548 amino acids)
Source: RefSeq, a predicted model, not a curated record
AUGAAGCUCGCCAUCUUCUCCCUCCUCGCCUCGGUCGCGAGCGUCCGCGCAGCGGCUAGCAACACCAACUCUUCACACCCCAACAACCCUCUCACCGUGAGAACCUCAACCGGCACAUACACAGGCAUCAUCGACCUAGACGCCCCAAACACGCUCCAAUGGCGCUCCAUCCCCUUCGCCGAACCCCCCGUCGCAUCCCGCCGCUGGCUUCCUCCCGCAAAACUCCAACCCAACGACAAUAGUACCAGCAGACCCCAAUACGCCACAAAGUUCCCGCCAUCAUGUCCUCAAUUCGUAUCGUCCGUAGAAUCCAUGUGGAACCUGCCCCUCACAAAGGGGAACCUCAUCUACAACGGCGCCCAAAACGACACCUCGGGCCUGGAAGGCGAAGCAACCUCCGAAGACUGCCUCUACCUCGCAAUCUGGAAACCCACGACCCCGCCGCCCACGAAAGCCGGCUUCCCCGUCCUAUUCUUCAUGACGGGCGGCGGGUUCAUCAUGGGCGGCAUCGAUCUCCCCUGGCAAAUCCCGACCUCGUGGGUCGAGCGCUCCCAGUCGGCCAUCAUCGUGACGAUAAACUACCGCGUCAAUAUCUUUGGCUUUCCUAACGCGCGCGGGCUGGCCACGGAGGGCAUAUCGCAGAAUCUAGGCAUACUGGACCAACGCGCGGCUUUAGAAUGGGUACAAGAGAAUAUCGCGGCCUUUGGCGGCGACCCGGACCGCAUCAUGCAGUGGGGCCGGUCCGCAGGGUCCGUCAGCGCGGAUAUCCACGCCUACGCGUACUACGACGACCCGAUCGCCCAGUCAUAUUACAUGGAAUCCGGCGUCGUUCAGUCGGGCAUCGAAGCUGACUUAACAUACUCCAACUUUUCCUUUGUCGCGCAGAACGUGGGCUGCGGAUCCCCCUGCGGCGCGGACUGCGAAGACGAAGACGGCACGGCGGAGCUGGACUGCAUGCGCCGGGUGUCUCCCACGCAAAUCAGCAACUUCAUCGGACAAUACACCGACCGGGGCGAGGCGCCCGCGAUCUUCUUCUCCCUGGUCCAGGACGAACGCAUCAUCUUCCGCGACUACGAGGCCCGCGCAGCAGAGGGCAAGCUGGCCAGCCGUCCGGUCCUCAUCUCCCUAACAGCCAACGAAUUCUCCUCGCUGGUCCCCUGGCCGAAGGAGAACCUGACAGAAGGGCCCUGGCAAGCCUUGGUCACGGAGGCCGACGUCGCGUGGGUGUGCGGGGCGUACGCCGCCACCGUCGCGCGGAACCAGCUGAGCACCACCGAGGCCCCCGUGUUCCGGUUCCAGUAUGCGGCCGAGUUCCCCAAUCUGAAUGUGUACGACUGGCUGGGCGCGUAUCACAAUAGCGAGACACCUUUGGUGUUUGGAACGUAUGGGCUGUUGGAUCAUAUCGCGCCGACGACGGAGUUCGAGGUUGAGGUGAGCCACGCGAUGCAGGAUCGCAUCAUGGCGUUUGCUGAGGAUCCAUAUCAUGGUCCGCAGAAGAAGUUCGGAUGGGAACCGCGGGUUGUGAGUGAGGCGAACGGGGGAUAUGUCCUUCGGUUCGGACCGGGUGGAAAGGUGGUGGAGCGGAUUGAUGGUGUCGAGAUGGAUGGUGUGUGUACGGGGUUAGGCGAGUAUAAUCCAUUCCCGUAG